AUGGCAAAUAGACAUGCACCAUCUCGAUCGGGGCAACGAAGCGCGCCGCCUCCACCACCCCGAAGACCAAAUUGCAAUAGUGUGACAAAUCAAUCACCGCCGUAUAAGUUGAAACAUAUCAGUGAAGUAGAAGGUAUAGAAGCACCGAACCAGCUGUCAAGUGGAGGGCAAUAUUAUCCUCUUGUCCAGUUGGAAGAGCCUGUUAAGAAAGAAGAGGACGACCGAGGUGUGUACGCUGUUAGAGGCAUAGUCUACUUGGAAGGCAAAAAGCACGACUCGCAGCUGGAAGCAGGAAGCACAUGUCAAAUUUGGGUUGAGGAGGUGGAAAAGUGGCUUGAUGCACUAGUCGAACAGGCCGCAGUACACACGAUUCCUAAUACUGAUGGUAGAUUUAGAUGCUUUACGGUCAUGUACAUGCUGCCAGUAGACACUACGGUAAACAGUGGAACAACAAUGAAGCCUAUAGUGGAACGCGAGGUCCUGGCAGAUCGCUUGCGGAUUCCGAUGCCGAUAGGCGUGUCGCUUGAAUCUGCUGAGAAAAUGGUAGAUCAGUGGCGCACUAGCGGAGGUGCAGCAUAUAAGGGAACAAAGCCUUUCGUUGCGAUUGACGAGACAACUGGCAUGGGUGAAUGGAAUACAGUUGAAGUUCGACAGAUUGACGAAAGCCCUGACGCUGUAGCGAGACUUGCAGCGGAAGCAGAAGUUGAGGCACAGCGUACAUGUGAUGAGCAAGAACGUCUCAAUGCACUGGAAGAUAUGUCAUCGCAAGGCGACAAUGCAUUGGGUGCAUACAACCCUUGGGGAGGAACUUACAAGGGUGUAAAUAUUGAUGAUGCCAGCACUGCAAGUGCUCUACGACGCGAUGAGAUCAAUAUCACUUCAAACGGAAACGUCAGCUUCAAAAAGCGUGAAAAGAGACACAAACGUAGGAGAAUACACACGGAAAACCAGUAA
Plasmopara halstedii is the source of this 954-nucleotide messenger RNA. Its product is annotated as ww domain binding protein 4 (formin binding protein 21). Lineage: Eukaryota; Oomycota; Peronosporomycetes; Peronosporales; Peronosporaceae. The coding region runs from base 1 to 954 and encodes 317 amino acids. The record is from RefSeq and is a predicted model, not a curated record. The transcript has a single exon.